CUGAUGUCUGUUAGAGCACUAAAGUCUCCAAUAAAUGGCGCGGUAUGGUCAUUGCAGUUUUCUAGUGUUCGUGAGUAGCCGUCUUUAUCAAUCUGAAAUUUAUAAAGGACAUAGGAAGGUCUUAUGGUCUUAUGAUAAAUACUUUUCCCGACAGAUGAGAAGGAAAAGUCUAAAGUAGGAAAGUAAAUUGGAAAGAAAAGCGCAGAAGGACAUUUGUUUAUCAAGUAAAUAGAAAUGGCGUAGUUUAUAUCACACAGGAGGUAAACUCGUAGAGGAUGGACGAACAUGAUCUGACCCACCGCCGAUAAGAAUAUUUUUUCUAUUAUUCGAUCAAUAAAAAAUAUCUAUCAUCUUAAAAUAAAAAAUUCUUUGUGGAGGUAAAACUGUACAAAAAGCCUUCAAGAUCAAUUAUAUUUUCAUCAACAUCUGCGUUAGUGCGCGUACGAUAUCAUUCAGUGUCGUUGUCGUCGGUACGACUUUACUAACGUUUUGUUCAAUAUCACGAUAGUUCUUAUUACGAUCACGAUAUUGAGCAGCAGAAGUAGAAUCAACACCAAAGUUUACAACACAGAAGUGGCGGCAACGUUAUUUUAUUGCCUACGGGUAUCAUCACAACAUUUUGAAUGGUUACCUAACUGCAAUGUUUAUCUCAGUGACUUUUAGACUGUGAUGGCGAGUGUUUGUCUCAGGUUAUGCCUUUGACAUCGAUCAACGAAAUUUAGAGUAAUAUAUUUGCUUUGAGGUCAUAGAAUAUCCGUGAAAAUGCCUUCCGAAAAUGGGCAUCAAACGGAGAAAAAGGAAGUGGAAAGUAAUGAUUAUAAUCCGUUUGAGCACCGCAAAAUCGAAAAGCCGAAUUCGGAUAUAAGGGCAGCUGCAAAUAUAAUUAAAUCCUCCUUAGGGUCAGGAUUACUGGCUGGACCAUUAGCAUUUUCUAAUUCAGGAUGGGCCGUCGGGAUUGUAGGCACAGUCAUUAUUGGAUUAAUAUGUGGCCAUUGCAUUCACAUACUGGUAACAACAUCAAGAGGGUGUUGCAAAGUAGAAAAAAAGCCUUCCAUGGAUUACGCCGAGACAGCUAAAUCGGUUUUCAUGAAUGGACCGAAGUUUGUUCGACCUUUGGCUACUGCUGCUAGUAUAUUUACGGAAUUUGCACUAGUGUGUACCUACGUCGGCGUGUGCUGUAUUUACACAGUACUUAUAUCAGAUUCGGUUAAACAGCUGGUGGACCGAUAUGCACCGUCAGUGAUAUGGCCAGUGGAAUAUUACUGUUUAAUAUUCAUGGUACCACUCUGUUUACUAUGCCAGAUCAAAUAUUUAAAAUUUCUAGCAAUUUUUUCAAUGAUAGCCAACAUACUCCUCAUGGCGACAUAUUUAAUAUGCUUAUAUUACACGUUUGGAAAUCAUAUAAAUUUCGCCGAUAGAAAAAUUGCUGGCGAUCCCGCUAGAUAUCCUGCGUUUAUCUCCACAGUAAUAUUUGCAAUGGAAGGCAUAGGAGUCGUAAUGCCCGUGGAGAAUGCGAUGAAGAAGCCGAAGCAUCUACUGGGCUUCCCCAGCGUACUGUUUUUCUCCAUGGCCAUCAUUGUGUUCCUCUACGGCACCCUGGGUUUGUUCGGCUACUUGCAAUAUGGAGACGUGUUGAGAGGGUCUAUCACCUUGAACUUGCCUAUGGACGACUGGCCAGCAAUAUGUGCCAAGGUUUUCAUAGCCUCGUCGAUAUUCUUCACAUACCCACUACAAUUCUUCAUCGUCAUGGACAUCUUCACCAAGUAUACUGACCCUCACAUCAAUGAGAAAUAUAAAACGGUGACAUAUGCUGCAGCCAGGACCAUUGGGGUUUGUUGUUGUGUUGGCAUAGGAGUGGCCUUGCCGCUUCUCGAGCAAAUUAUAAACCUGGUCGGAGCAGUAUUCUAUGCCAUCCUGGGUUUCAUCAUACCAUCUGUUCUGGAGACGAUCUUCAGGGGGAGCAACCACACGUUGGGGAGAUUCCACUGGGUUUUCUGGAAGAACCUCCUCCUCUUCAUAUUCGGACUCACGACUCUGAUAUCUGGAUGCACUGUCACCAUUUCGGAUAUUGUUAAGAUUAUAACCAGUAAAACUGAAUGAUAUUUAAUAAGAUAGGUUUCCAUUAGUUUACUUACAUCUAUUUAUUUCACUCCUACAAGUUUCAUUUAUAAAUUGUUUGGCACAUUUAGGUGGAAGUAGAUGACUAAUUCCACCUAAGAAUAGAAUUCUGAAUCUUCUAUACAGAAUUCCUAAGAAUAUAACAACUAAAGUGAAAUUACAAGGCCAGGCAUAGAACUCAUGUAAUAUAAAGGUACAUGUUUUACAAGUAUGCGAGUUGAAAGAAUCAAGUUUAAUUACAGGAUCAUUAGUUUAUGUUAAUAAACAUUUUGUAAUGUUCAAUUAAAUAGUAAGUACGUACAUAAAUGUUUACAAUUUAAUCCAUUUCAAGUGUUUAAUUUAUCGGAAGCAAAUUUUUCCGAUACGUUGAUUACAUUAUUAUUUGAGAACAAUAUUAUCACCGAGAAUUGCACUUGUUUUAUGCAAUACUUGUAGCUUGUAAUCCCUCUUCACAUUAUCUUUCAACAAUUUCACUUCAUGAUGUAUCUUUUGAACAAAUAAUACGUCCAAACGUGAACUGGCAUUCCUCGUGGCAAUAUUCCACGCAAAUAAAUUUAUUUUAUCUUAAUAAUCUUAGUCUUAGUUUACCUUUGUGUAAAUAUUUGUAACUACGUUUAGUGUUAUCACGGUGAUAAAUAAUGAAAGAUAUUUUAAGAAAGAUUAGUUACAACCCAUUUGAACACAGAGAGUAUUCUCAAUCUAUUAAGUAAGUAUGAAAAUGUUAUUAAUAAUAUGAUCAAAUUGAUUAUACACAAUAUACAUACAUUUUAGGCAAAGUAUGUAAUAAAAUACAUAUCGCUGUACAAUAUGAGCUCAGGUCGUGAGAUAUUUGAGACCCAUUAAAAGGUAUAAUGGCAAUAUGUACGGGUUCCCAUAUAGUAUAUGUUUUUUUUUUCUAGUGUUGAACUGUUGUUCUCUUAAUUUAUUUUUAGUGUGAUAUAGAUAAUAUAAUAUAUGUUACAAAAAAAUAAUUUGAAAUAAAAUGGAUAUGUUCAUAAAAA
This is a messenger RNA of Plodia interpunctella (Indianmeal moth), 3119 nucleotides long. RefSeq names its product proton-coupled amino acid transporter-like protein pathetic. The transcript is spliced from 10 exons. Bases 763 to 2100 code for a protein of 445 amino acids. Gene Ontology annotation, biological process: amino acid transmembrane transport. NCBI's taxonomy places the organism in Eukaryota, Metazoa, Arthropoda, Insecta, Lepidoptera, Pyralidae. The record is from RefSeq and is a predicted model, not a curated record. Gene Ontology annotation, molecular function: L-amino acid transmembrane transporter activity.